Hipposideros armiger (great roundleaf bat) is the source of this 2805-nucleotide messenger RNA. RefSeq names its product WD repeat domain 24 (gene WDR24). Gene Ontology annotation, cellular component: vacuolar membrane; GATOR2 complex; cytosol. The transcript has 9 exons. Gene Ontology annotation, biological process: positive regulation of TORC1 signaling; cellular response to amino acid starvation; positive regulation of macroautophagy. The record is from RefSeq and is a predicted model, not a curated record. NCBI's taxonomy places the organism in Eukaryota, Metazoa, Chordata, Mammalia, Chiroptera, Hipposideridae. Gene Ontology annotation, molecular function: protein binding. The coding region runs from base 370 to 2739 and encodes 789 amino acids.
CCGGGAUUGACUGACAGAAGGUCCAGUGGCCGCCCAGAUCUGACUGCUGGGGUGAUGGGAAGGUGACCUGGGCUGCGACUGACCAGGUGGAGUCUUCCCCAGAAGUGAGACAUUGAUGGGACUGACCAUCCCCAGGGCAGCUACAGCCCCUUCUGACUGCCCAGCCAGGGUAAUGGAACUUGCUGAUCAGACUGAUUAAUGGUGGACUGCCCCAGACUGGCUCACCAAGACUGAGGAGUCCACGCCUAACCAGUUUUGGGGGAUCCAGCCAGGGUGAAGGGUCUGAGCUGACAGCAUCCCCUCUGCCCCCCACCAUCUGACAAGGCCAGCCAACUUCACUGACCUCUUGUCCCCACCACUGGUGCAGCCAUGGAGAAGAUGUCUCGCGUGACCACAGCUUUGGGUGGCAGUGCGCUGACGGGCCACACCAUGCACUGCCACCUGGAUGCACCCGCCAAUGCCAUCAGUGUGUGCCGAGAUGCGGCCCAGGUGGUCGUGGCGGGCCGUAGCAUCUUCAAGAUCUAUGCCAUCGAGGAGGAACAGUUUGUGGAGAAGCUGAACCUGCGUGUGGGCCGCAAGCCCUCGCUAAACCUGAGCUGUGCUGAUGUUGUCUGGCAUCAGAUGGACGAGAACCUACUGGCCACCGCAGCCACCAAUGGUGUGGUGGUCACGUGGAACCUGGGUCGGCCAUCCCGCAACAAGCAGGACCAGCUGUUCACAGAGCAUAAGCGCACAGUGAACAAAGUCUGCUUCCACCCCUCUGAGGCCCAUGUGCUGCUCAGUGGCUCCCAGGAUGGCUUCAUGAAGUGCUUCGACCUCCGCAAGAAGGACUCUGUCAGCACCUUCUCAGGCCAGUCUGAGAGUGUGCGGGAUGUCCAGUUCAGCAUCCGGGACUAUUUCACCUUUGCCUCCACCUUUGAGAAUGGCAACGUGCAGCUCUGGGACAUUCGGCGGCCUGACCGCUGUGAGAGGAUGUUCACAGCCCACAAUGGGCCAGUCUUCUGCUGCGACUGGCACCCCGAGGACAGGGGCUGGCUGGCCACAGGUGGGCGUGACAAGAUGGUGAAGGUCUGGGACAUGACCACGCACCGCGCCAAGGAGGUGCACUGUGUGCAAACCAUUGCCUCAGUGGCCAGAGUCAAGUGGCGGCCUGAGUGCCGCCACCACCUGGCCACAUGUUCCAUGAUGGUGGACCACAACAUCUACGUGUGGGACGUGCGCAGGCCCUUUGUGCCUGCAGCCAUGUUUGAGGAGCAUCGUGACGUCACAACAGGCAUUGCCUGGCGCCAUCCGCACGACCCCUCCUUCCUGCUCUCUGGCUCCAAGGACAGCACGCUGUGCCAGCACCUGUUCCGUGAUGCCAGCCAGCCUGUUGAGCGUGCCAACCCCGAGGGCCUCUGCUAUGGGCUCUUUGGGGACCUGGCCUUUGCUGCCAAGGAGAGCCUAGUGGCCACCGACUCAGGGCGCAAGCCCUUCGCUGGUGAUCGGCGCCACCCCAUCUUCUUCAAGCGCAAGCUGGACCCUGCUGAGCCCUUCGCAGGGCUCGCCUCCAGCGCCCUCAGCAUCUUUGAGAUGGAGCCUGGCAGUGGCAGCAUGAGCUGGUUUGUUGACACGGCUGAGCGUUAUGCUCUAGCUGGCCGGCCACUGGCUGAGCUCUGUGACCACAAUGCAAAAGUGGCUCGGGAGCUCGGUCGAAACCAGGUGGCACAGACAUGGACCAUGCUACGGAUCAUCUACUGCAGCCCUGGCUUAGUGCCCACUACCAACCUCAACCACAGCGUGGGCAAGGGCAGCUCCUGUGGCCUGCCACUCAUGAACAGUUUCAACCUGAAGGAUAUGUCCCAAGGACUGGGCAGUGAGACCCGGCUGGACCGCAGCAAGGGUGACACACGGAGCGACACAGUGCUGCUCGACUCCUCAGCCACACUCAUCACCAAUGAGGAUAAUGAGGAGACUGAGGGCAGUGAUGUGCCUGCCGACUACCUGCUGGGCGACGUGGAGGGCGAGGAAGAUGAGUUGUACCUGCUGGAUCCAGAACAUGCACACACUGAGGAUCCUGAGUAUGUGCUGCCCCAGGAGGCCUUUCCACUGCGCCACGAGAUUGUGGACACGCCACCAGGCCCUGAGCACCUGCAGGACAAGGCUGACUCGCCCCACGUGAGCGGCAGCGAGGCAGAUGCGGCCUCCCUGGCCCCUGUGGACUCCUUCUCGCUCAUCUCUGUCUCACAUGCACUCUAUGACAGCCGCCUGCCGCCGGACUUCUUCAGUGCCCUGGUGUGUGACAUGCUGCGCUUCUAUGCCGAGCAGGGCGACGUCCAGAUGGCUGUGUCCGUGCUCAUCGUGCUGGGUGAACGUGUGCGCAAGGACAUUGACGAACAGACCCAGGAGCACUGGUACACGUCCUACAUCGACCUGCUGCAGCGCUUCUGCCUCUGGAACGUGUCCAACCAGGUGGUUAAGCUCAGCACCAGCCGUGCCAUCAGCUGCCUCAAUCAGGCCUCCACCACCCUGCAUGUCAACUGCAGCCAUUGCAAGCGGCCCAUGAGCAGCCGUGGCUGGGUCUGCGACAGGUGCCACCGCUGCGCCAGCAUGUGUGCAGUCUGCCACCACGUGGUCAAAGGUCUGUUCGUGUGGUGCCAGGGCUGCAGUCACGGGGGUCACCUGCAACACAUCAUGAAGUGGCUGGAAGGCAGCUCCCACUGCCCCGCCGGCUGCGGCCACUUAUGCGAGUACUCCUGACCCGUCUGCCCGAGGCAGGAGGGGGCCUGGGUUUGUGAACCAAAUAAAGCGGGAGCCACAGUCUGA